This is a messenger RNA of Closterium sp. NIES-65, 1002 nucleotides long. The record is from the annotation of a GenBank genome assembly. NCBI's taxonomy places the organism in Eukaryota, Viridiplantae, Streptophyta, Zygnematophyceae, Desmidiales, Closteriaceae.
AUGGUGGUGCCGCGCGAAAGGUGGAAGGCGACGGACUUUGUAGUGGACGACAUGGUGUACUCCAGCAUCGACGUGCUCAUAAUGGACGCCCUACGACACCUACAAUGCUUGGAGAAGGAUAGCACGCUCAGGCUGUACACCGCGUUCAUCUACCACUACAAGAAGUGGGCGGCGAAGAUGCUGAAGCAGAUACGCGACAAGCUACCCCAUGAGCAACGACUUCGGCACGUCGACGAGAUCGGCCACUACAUCCGCGACAACAAGAAAAAGGAUUGGUGCAACGAGAAAGUGGUCCGCCGACAGUACAUCUGGCUGCACGGCCCUAGGGUCACCGAAACCCGGCUGCGCGCCUACGUGAAGCAAAUGAGCCGUGAGUGUAACCUCAUUGUUGACCAGCCCGGGGAGGAGAACAAUGCCACGGGAACGGGGCCUGCGAGGUCGACAACUGUGCACACGAUCCUCGGGCGCAUAAAGGCAUGCCAGAUGGCGGCGAGGGUGGAGGCGACGCUGUACCGAGAGAAGGAGCUGGGCAUCAUGAGGGAGAUCUCGGUGGUCGGAUCGGAGGUGCGGAACUACGCCGACCGCCGACGCGGCACCAUCGGCAAUACCUACACCGCCGAGCAGUUCUGCCAGAUCAUGAUGAGGGUGCUGCCGACAUGGGCGGCGGCGGCGUGGAACCCGCGGGCAACCACUCCGUCGCAGACGCUGUGGCGAUUCCUGCUCGUCAAGGUGCUCACGCUACUCUCCCACCACUCUCUCCUGCGCGCCGCCAGCAUCCGCGAGAUCACGCUCCCCGCCGUCUUCUUGUACCACCCGGCGAGCACCUCGGAGGUGAACCCGGAUAGCCAGCCGGUCGUCAUGGUGAUCGCCGCGCGUAACUCGAAGACUUCCAAGGAUGCCCGUCUUCAGCAGAGCUACGCGGCGCGACACCUGGAAGCGGAGCUGUGCGCCAUCGGCGAGACCGGCCUGUGGCUGCACUUCAUCCUCGACCAGAUCGGUUAG